CCCAGAUUGGAACAAGGUUGGAGACAAAAUGGAGACCUAGAAAUUUCAGAUCCCUGCUUUCAUUUUCCUGAUAGUCUUCGUCUUCCUUCCUCCUCCGCACCCUCUCUGCUCACGCUCGCUGGAAACCAUGUUUGGGACUAGGGUUUCGAAAGUAACCACGUCUGAAACCAUUGGAUUUUGCUAGGACAAAGGCGGUGGCGGGCCAGGGAUGUACUCAGCUUCAAUUAAUAUUUUAUUUUGAUUUUCCAUCCAAAAAAACAAAAAUACUGAGAUUCAUCUUCUAUGCAAAAAUAUAACCUUUGGUCCAGUAGUUCUCCCCGCAAAAAAGGAUCGGGAACAUAGGGGCAAAUUGUUGAUUCUGUGCUAGGAUUUGGAACAAAGAUAUAGAGAUUUAUUUUCGAUGCAAGUGUUCAUCUUAGCCUUUUCUUUCAAUUUCUUUUGUUGGUAGAUUAAGAUUUUCAUAUUUUAGGCAUACUUUUUUAGAUUUUCCAGAAUCUGCUAUCAAGCAAUGGAGGAUGUUCAAGCUAUUUUACCUCUCUCUAUUUUUUUUCUUUUCUUGAAAUGGUUAAUUUGAGCACUCUUUUUGCAUUGGGUGUGGGGUCAUUGUUGAAUUAUCUUCAACAAUGUUUGUCACAUUGGAGUAUAAAAAUUUGAAUGAAUGUACAAGGACAAACCUCUUAGGAGAAAGCUCAAGAGUAGAAUGAUUAUGGAGCAAACCAUGUAAAAUGUGUUUCCCAAGAAAGCGAGGAAUGAUGAAAGCCUAACUCCGUCCAUGGACGACGAUUUAAUUCCAUCAACAACUGCAUACGACGAGAUAACACCUAUGUCUUCUUUCUUUUUCAAAUUAUUUAUAUUUAGAGCACGGUAAUAAGAUUUUUGGUACUUAGAGUUUCCAAAAUUUAAAACUCUAGAUUUGGCGAUGGAGAAGGCGACCAUGAUGAGGACAGGGGGCAACUGAGACUGAUACGAAGAAAAGGUUAAAACAGAUGGCCAAACAGUAAGUUGUGAUUCUCUUCACAAGAUUGCAGGACUAAGAUUGAUUGUCUUAAAAAGGUUAAAAUCCAUGACCAAAUAGAUUUUUCUUCUUAAUUCUUUUUUUUAAUAUGUGGGCUUCUCACAUAGUUAGGAAGUCAGUUACUUCUAGAAGUUAGGAUUUAAUUUUAAUAUAAUAUGUUCUUGCUCAUUCAGAUUUUGGAGAAUAAUACAACUAAAAUGAGGAAUAAAUUGAUGGAUGCUUUGUUGGGUAUCCUAUCACAGACACUGCUUGAAAAUAGAAAACCUUGAUGUGGAGCUUUGGCUUUCCAUCUAGAAGGCAUGGGGCCUUGGAAAAGGCAAUAAUGGCAGGGCUUUUGUGAGGAUAAUCCACUGUAAUCAAGGUAAGAAAAUUACAAUAUUAGUUUAUUUUUUUGUGAGGUUUUAGUAUUUAGUUUUUAAUGGGUACUAGAUUGUUGUAGUUUAUGGGUUCUUAGCUGUUACGGUUUUCCAUACAUUAUUUGUCUUUAAGUAAGUACUGCUAUAAUGUUGAAUCUUAAUUGAUAAAAAUGUUGGGUUUUUAUUAAAAGAGUGAUGAAUUAACUAUGCAUAAUCACAAGCAUUCCAUGUGUAUAUAAUCUUUUUAUAUAUUAGAUGCAUUACAAAUCUUUGAGUGGCUGAUGUGCUCCUUGCAUAAUAUUUCAGGAUGAAAAGGCUAUAUGAUGCAAUGUAAUGUUUUGAUACACUACUCCCUUUAGCACAUUAUUGUUCAUGUGCUGCUUAUCAUUCAGUAAAUUUUGCUCCUAUGCUCUCAACAACUAAUUAUUGUGUCAUCUAAGUUUACAUUUGUAAAAAAUGAUUUUAAUGUGCAAAAUAAUGUGUAAAAAAAUGAUUUCGGUAUUCAUUUGAUAAAAUAAUACUCUCUCUAGGUUGUGAAAGUCAACCACAUACAUACUAACACAAGAUGUGGUCAAUCAAAUGUCAGAAUAAUGUAUUUUUGGUGAUUUUUUAUUAUUUCUUUUUGAAAACAAAAUAUUUUCUAAAUUACAUAUUGGGCCUGAUAGUGAGUAUAUAUUAGGCUUUCGAUGUUAAUUGUGUACUGAAGCAUAUAUGGAGAAAAUUAUCACAAUGAAAACUUGGUUUUCAAUUAUGUGAUCAUAAAAGCUUUGUGUGGCUAUUCAAGUUUUCUCUUGAAUAAAAAAAGUAUCAACACAUUUUGGGACCUCAUAUUGCUGGUAAGAUCCCAGAAGCUUUCUUCUCACUUUAUGAUUAUUUUGUUAUCUUACUUGGGAUUACUUAUUGAUGAUAUUUUUCCGUUUUUCUUGGUUUUCUUUUCACAAUAAUUUGAUUUUUAUUAGUGGGUAUAUAUGUAAAAAAAAUAAGCAAUAUUCCUCAUGGUAAUUCGCUUUAAAUGUGUCUGAUCGUCCUUUAGAUUCCUAAAGGGCCUCAAGUCUCAACUUGCAGCGUGAUCUUAUUUUCCUCAAUGCCAAAUUGCUUUAUCUGAUCUAUGUACUUUGAUGAAUGCAGGUUGCAAAUGGAUUGAGCUCUUACUUUGGAAGCUAGCAAGCGGCAUUCUUCUAGCGUCUUUGUUAAUACUCUGUUUCAAUUUUUUCUUCUUAAUGAUUCUUUUUAAAAUGUUUACUUCUUAGUGAUGUGGGUUGAACAAAUCAUAUAGUAGGUUGAUGGUGAGGUUUUUGUUCGGUACCUAGAAUUUGAUAGAGCAUAUUAUUGAAGUUGGAAUAGUCUCUUUUAGAGUAUUAUUAGAUUUUCUCCAGAAUUUUUAUCCAUGCUAAUAUUGCUUGGCAUGCUCCUAUUAAAAUAUUUAGAAAAAUGCUAGAGGUACACCAAUUGCCGCAUCGCCGCAGAUGUCUCCUCCUUCUCCUCCCGCCGCCGAUUCUCCCGUAGGAGCGGCUCCAGCAGCCCCUACCACUCCGAUCUCCUCAUCUCCGAGCUUUGCGCCUGGUGCUGCGGGACCCACGCCCUCCAUUACCACAAAAAAAAGGCAAUAGACUACAGUAAAAACUAAAUACAUAAAAAUAAAAUAAAAUUGCUCAAAUAUAUUUAUGUACCGAUUUUAAGUUUUUACUGUAAAAUUAGAAUAAUCGUUCUUUUUAACAAAGAAAAGAAACCCAUUUCUUAUUUCAUACGGAGUUUUUAUUUUAAUAUUUUCCUCUCUUUCUCCGCCUAUAUAUACUCCUUAUUCUCCAUCAACUGCCACCAGAUUCAAUCAGACUGCGGCGAGUGGUUUACCGUCUUCAUCAGAUACAUACAUUCAAUUGUCAUUCAAAUUCUCCGCAAUUUACUCUCAAUUACAGUGUUGUUAUCUGAAUUGAAGAUGGGAAAGAUGAAUUCCUCGAAAGCUAUUUUCAUCGUGCUGUUCGCCGUGGUGGCUGCCUGUGCCCUAGGUCAGGCGCCGGCGAACUCUCCGGCCAAGUCUGCGGCGCCUUCUCCCAAGAAAUCGAAGACUCCGGCGACUGUCCCAUCUGUUGCCCCAGUUGCUGCUCCAACUCAGGCUGCUACGCCUCCAAUUGCCGCAUCGCCGCAGAUGUCUCCUCCUUCUCCUCCCGCCGCCGAUUCUCCCGUAGGAGCGGCUCCAGCAGCCCCUACCACUCCGAUCUCCUCAUCUCCGAGCUUUGCGCCUGGUGCUGCGGGACCUACUGCCGGAACUAACAACGCCGUCACCUUUAACAGAGUUUCUCUGGCCGGAUCUGUGGCCGCGGCGGUCGUCGCCGCCUCCUUGCUGUUCUAAACUCUCCGAUCUGCCGUCUAACAGAUUUCCUGUCACAUUCGCUGGAUCUGAUGACUUAGGACUUUUACUCUAGCUAUAUACUUCGUUUGUUUUUUGUUUUAUCGUUUUCAUUUUUCUUGCUGUGAUUGGUCGGCGGCGACGGUGGUGUUUAUCGGUGGCGAUUGAGAGGGACAGAGUUGCAGAUCCAUUGUUUUUCGUAUUUACCUUCCUUCCUAUAGAUGAAAAGGAAGAGUUUUGGAACUAACAUCAAUUACUUACAGUUGAUUGGCAGAAACCCUAAGUGAUGAUACACAUACCAGUUAGGAGAAUGGUAGAGGACGAUGUUCACCGGGCUCUAGCUACUUCUUGUAUGCUCGACACUCAGGUGAGUUCUCCCUUAGGGGUGAUAAUGGCAGCCUUGAAGAAUCGACUCCAUUGAAGUCAAUCUUUCUGUCCAAGGAAGUACUGAUCUUGGAACCUGAUUUUCUCUUGUUCCCCUGAGGACCGUUUUAUAAUUUA
Cuscuta campestris is the source of this 4219-nucleotide messenger RNA. The record is from the annotation of a GenBank genome assembly. NCBI's taxonomy places the organism in Eukaryota, Viridiplantae, Streptophyta, Magnoliopsida, Solanales, Convolvulaceae.